Molecule: messenger RNA, 1686 nt
Organism: Clarias gariepinus (North African catfish)
Lineage: Eukaryota; Metazoa; Chordata; Actinopteri; Siluriformes; Clariidae
Product: ATP-sensitive inward rectifier potassium channel 1-like
Exons: 2
Coding region: 140-1234 (364 amino acids)
Biological process (GO): regulation of monoatomic ion transmembrane transport; potassium ion import across plasma membrane
Cellular component (GO): plasma membrane
Molecular function (GO): ATP-activated inward rectifier potassium channel activity
Source: RefSeq, a predicted model, not a curated record
CAACAUCAAUAUCACUUUAAACAUAUUACUUAUUUACUGUUUUUUAUUGUUUUUAAAAACAAAACAGAGAGGGGGGACGAGCACAUUUUUGUAUCAUAGAAGAACUUCUAUAGCAGGUUUAGCUUUCUGUUGUUGGGAAAUGACACGCUCAUUGCGACAGAUGCUCCGAAACAACCUGGGAAAGCAAAGCAAAAAACGUCUGGUAACCAAAGAUGGACACUGCAACAUUGAAUAUGGCAACUUGAAGUACAGCAAUCGCUUUGCAUAUGUGCGGGAUUUCUGGAGCACCUUUGUGGAGAUACGUUGGCGUUUCAUUCUCUUUUAUUUUGUGGCCUCAUUCACUUUGAGCUGGUUCAUUUUUGGACUUAUUUGGUACUGGAUUGCACGUAAUAAUGGUGAUAUUUGGUGGCAAAAUCCACCUUCAGACCACAAACCAUGUAUAUAUAAUGUUUUUGGACUUACAACUGCCUUCCUUUACUCACUUGAAACACAGAUGACAAUUGGUUAUGGUCUGAGAGUGCUCAGUCCGUUCUGUCCUGGUGCUGUCACUCUAAUAGUUAUCCAGUCCAUCACUGGUAUAUUUAUCAACAUCUUCUGGUGUGGGCUGGUUUUGGCCAAAAUCACCUUACCCAAGAAAAGAGCCAAGACUAUUACCUUUAGCAAAAUGGCAGUUAUUUGUCCCCAAAAUGGUGCUCUCUGUUUGCAGAUAAGAGUGGCCAACUUGCGUAAGACCUUAAUGAUUGGAAGCCAGAUAUAUGGCAAGCUGGUUAGGACAACAGCCACUCCAGAAGGCGAGACCAUCAUUUUGGAACAGGUCAAUAUUGACUUUAAUGUUGAUGCUGGAAAAGACAACCUCUUCUUCAUUUGUCCUUUAACUUUGUAUCAUGUAAUUGAUAAAACAAGUCCAUUUUUCAAUUUUGCUUUGGACACAAUUCUUCAGCAGGAGUUUGAGCUAGUUGUAUUUUUGGAUGGGACAGAUGAAUCCACCAGCUCCUCCUGCCAGGUCAGAACUUCCUACAUACCACAGGAAAUUAAGUGGGGUUACAAGUUCCUCCCCAUCAUUUCCCACAGUCAAGAAGGGAAAUAUUUUGUGGACUUCUCAAAUUUUGACAGAGUGGAGCCAACUCCAACUGCACACUGUGCUCACUGCUUCUACAAUGGCCAAAGCUAUCAUCAAAACUCCAGAAAUGGCAUCGACAACCCAGGGUUUGAAAUGAUUGAAAUAGAAAAUUAAAUCCGUGGUACAGAGAUGUAAGAUCGCCCUUUGUAUUCACCAAAGGAGUAUUUGUCCUUUUACUGGAUCAUUAGUUAUACUGAUUAUGCUCUACAGAAAAAAUUACAUCAAUCUACUUAAUUGUAUCAAUUAUAGUAAUUUUAAAUAUGGGAUUACAAAUGUUCUGUGUUUGUGUACUUUCUCUGGGGUCAGUUUUAUCCCAGGUAUAUGAGGGUGUAUCCCCAGGGGUAUAGUUUUGUUUCAGGGAUAGGCUCAAGAUCCACUGUGAUUUCAUAAAUCAUAUCUUUGUGCUGUUUGCUGGUUUGAUUGUUGAUACUAUGCCUCGUUGUCUGUACUUAAAGUUAUUUAUAUGCUUAGGGCAUUAUUAAAAAAUUGUUAAAGGUAAAGUCUUAAAAGUGGGGACCAUGUCAAGUGUACUACAGAAAUUUAUAAAGCAAUAUUUUUAAAAAUCU